CUGUAGGUGAACAACAAGCAACAAAUGCCGUUUUAUUACUUUUUCCAUCGAGGAUUCUCCUAUUAAAGUGAACUCCACAGGUUAUCACAGUACUGUUGACCGUUACCAUCCACAGCCAUUAUUACGAUGGCUCCGCCCCGCAUAACUACUCGUAUUCCUAUUGGUUAGAGCCUGUCAGAGACAGCCAAUCAGAAGUCAAAGAGCGCAGCUUGCAGCGGUUCAUAGGAGUGCCGCUCAGUGUGUCCGCUUUAGAGGAAACUUGGAUACGUUCACGGUGCGACCCUCAUUCAUCCGCUCAAUUAACAGCUAAUUAGGCUUCAAGCUGGAGUCAGGACUGUGUGUGUCAUUCAUCACGCUUCUAACGACGUGGUUACCGCUUUGCUACUCUGCUGGACCUCUGGAGACAUAAACUGCGUUUGAAGGCGGCGGAGGACACGGCCUGACAUGUCAGACGACGCGGGGUGCGAGUUUGAAAUCGACGUGGAGAGCCUGGAGGCGGAGAGCGACGACCCGGCGGAACCCUCCAGCCGCCCCGGCUCGGCGCCGCUCGGCCACGCCGCCUCCGAGGAUGACGGAGACUGCGCAAAGGGCGACGAUAAACCGGGCCCCAGCGGCCUGUGCUCGGGUGAUCAGAGGAAACUGAGCCGGACACCGAAAUGCGCCCGCUGCCGCAACCACGGCGUGGUGUCCUGCCUGAAGGGGCAUAAGCGCUUCUGCCGCUGGAGGGACUGCCAGUGCGCCAACUGCCUGCUGGUGGUGGAGCGGCAGCGGGUGAUGGCGGCGCAGGUGGCCCUGAGGAGGCAGCAAGCCACGGAGGAUAAGAAGGGAAUAUCUGGGAAACAAAUUCCAACAGAGAGGAGGAUAUAUCAGCGACACAUCCGACCGUCCACCAUGCUCGCCAAAAGCAUCCUUGAAGGAUACCGUCCAGUGCAGCCUGAUCCAUUCCUGACAGCUAACCCGUCUCUUCCUCCACUGAGCGAACGCAUGAGGAAGAGAAGGGCCUUCGCUGACAAGGAGCUGGAGACGAUCAUGAUGGAGCAUGAAUACAAAGAACGAGAGCUGAUGGAGAACAACCAGGCAGCCCCAGGCCCGCGCCUCUUCCCUAACGGCAUGGUCCACCACGCUGCUGAAUACAACUCCUACAAGACUUCCUAUUCACCUACCGCUCCGGUGGAACCACAGUCCAAAGAGCUGUGUAGCUUCCUCAACCCUAACUGCCUGGAUCUCUCCAUGCAGUACCCUCCUGGCUCUGCCAAUGUGGAGCUUAUCUCUUCCAACGUCAGCGUGGCCACCACCUAUCGCCACUACCCCCUGCAGCCGUCGAGAGGUGGCUUCAUGAUGUGGCCCCGCAGUGCUGCCAACCUGGGUGAUGCUUUGCUGUAUCAGCAGUGUCUGUUCAACGCCACGGCGGUGCAGAACAUGAAGCCAGGGGCCGUGUGGGAGCCCAAAGUGAUGCCUGCUGAGAGCCAGCCGCCAGAGCAGGAGGCUGCAGCUGCUAUCGCUGCUAAACUAGAGGGAUCUCGAGCCGCUGCUCUGCAGGACUCAUCAGACCCCCAAAGGGCUGAUCCAAAACCUCCCAGUGUCACCCAGCUGGGGCAGAGGGAAUGCUCUGCCUUCUCUCCCCCAAAACGGAGCUUCGGACAAUCGUUCCCCAAUAACCCUCAUUCCCAAAACUCCACACAAACCCUGAGCAAGCUGAGCAAGGACAGUGCUAAGCUUUCCAUGAAACUCAACUCCUUUCACUCUCUUAUCCAGCACUCACUGAGCGAGAAAAACAGCGGUGGAGCCGGGCCUGAGCUCAGAGCUCCGUACUGUAAAGAGCUCCUAGAAGAAGCUGCCCGCAAGGUCAGGGAGGGCACUGCCAAGGACAUUCAGGCUGUAAAAAUCACAAACAGGUAUGGAAAAGACUUUGUGACCAAGCCUGUGGGGACCAAGGUGGCAUCCAGCGAGUCUCUGUCCUUUUCUGUGGAAGCCAUACUGAAACGACCCACACCUGCCAUGAGCCGAGCAUUCCAAUAACCUACACAAAUCCUCUUUUCUUGCACUAUAAACUUCAGGUUUGUUUCAGUCAGAGAUCAGCUUCAAACGCAGGUACUGCGUCACAACAGUCUGGAAUUAUUUUCUCAUUGUUAUAUUAAUGUAUAGAAGAUCAUAUUUUACACAUGCAUGUUUUUAAUAAUAUUAUUGUGUAGAGUAUUUAAACAUUAUCCAAUGUUUUCCUCAUGUCAAUAAACUUUAUAAGACUGAACUCUU
Melanotaenia boesemani (Boeseman's rainbowfish) is the source of this 2253-nucleotide messenger RNA. It is a transcript of the gene dmrt2a, whose product is annotated as doublesex and mab-3 related transcription factor 2a. NCBI's taxonomy places the organism in Eukaryota, Metazoa, Chordata, Actinopteri, Atheriniformes, Melanotaeniidae. The transcript has 4 exons. Gene Ontology annotation, cellular component: nucleus. Gene Ontology annotation, molecular function: DNA-binding transcription factor activity, RNA polymerase II-specific; RNA polymerase II cis-regulatory region sequence-specific DNA binding. The coding region runs from base 445 to 2019 and encodes 524 amino acids. The record is from RefSeq and is a predicted model, not a curated record. Gene Ontology annotation, biological process: sex differentiation; regulation of transcription by RNA polymerase II.